Molecule: messenger RNA, 366 nt
Organism: Spodoptera exigua (beet armyworm)
Lineage: Eukaryota; Metazoa; Arthropoda; Insecta; Lepidoptera; Noctuidae
Source: the annotation of a GenBank genome assembly
AUGCAUGAGGGUGUGGGUUCGAAACCUGGCAAGUACCAAUGUGACUUUUUCCGAGUUAUAUGUACUUUCUAUGAUUAUUUAGACGCCACUGACAUACGACUUUAUUUAGAGAAAGAGAAAGAGAAAGAGAAAGAGAAAGAGAAAGAGAAAGAGAAAGAGAAAGAGAAAGAGAAAGAGAAAGAGAAAGAGAAAGAGAAAGAGAAAGAGAAAGAGAAAGAGAAAGAGAAAGAGAAAGAGAAAGAGAAAGAGAAAGAGAAAGAGAAAGAGAAAGAGAAAGAGAAAGAGAAAGAGAAAGAGAAAGAGAAAGAGAAAGAGAAAGAGAAAGAGAAAGAGAAAGAGAAAGAGAAAGAGAAAGAGAAAGUUUAG